This is a messenger RNA of Glossina fuscipes, 1797 nucleotides long. RefSeq names its product 5'-nucleotidase domain-containing protein 1 (gene Nt5a). NCBI's taxonomy places the organism in Eukaryota, Metazoa, Arthropoda, Insecta, Diptera, Glossinidae. The record is from RefSeq and is a predicted model, not a curated record. The transcript has a single exon. Bases 51 to 1541 code for a protein of 496 amino acids. Gene Ontology annotation, molecular function: 5'-nucleotidase activity.
AGCAGAAUAUAAAAAAUAUUUCAAAGUUUCAUAUAAAAAAAAUUUUAAAUAUGUUUGGAUUAAGUGUUUGUUGUUGUGGACGAAAAAGAGCGGAUAAGUUUUUGUUGACACUCGAUAAAUUACGUAAUUACGUCGCCAGAGCAACAACGACAGCUGACUUCACGGAAGAAAAUAUGAGAAUUUGUGUACGGCGUCAUUUCAGCAAUAAAAGCAAAUAUUGUUUCCAAAAAAGUGUUCAAUCCCAUUCAUCAGAAUACAUAAUAAUGAGCCAAUCCGCAGAAUUUGCGAUAAUGGAUUAUGAUAUCAUAGGAUUUGAUUUGGAUGGUACACUUUUGAGGUAUAAUCUCAAUCAUAUGGUGGCUUUGGAAUAUAAUAUAUUGACUAAUUAUUUGGUAAAAGUUAAGGGUUAUCCAAAGUGCCUUUUGGAAAAGCCAUUCAAUGCUAAUUUCUUGCAAAAAGGUCUAAUAAUUGACGCGGAACGAGGAAAUUUGUUGAAAUUAGGAGCUGAUGGUACUAUCUUGCGGGCAACGCACGGUACCAAGUUGCUAAGCACUGAAGACGUGAGCAAAAUCUACGGCGAAUCCUGCCAAUGGACAUUGGCUCAAGAGUUUAUUCGGGAUCCAUUGUCGACUUGGAAUGGUCCUGCAGCUGAAAAAUUGAGAACAUUAUUAGAUUACUUUGACUUGGCUGCGGCGCUGGUGUUCGCUCAAGCUGUAGAUAUUUUCGAUGAAAAAAGCGAAGCAAUGAAUUGUAAAAUUUGGCCUGAUAUCUUGUCUGGUCUGAUAUACAUGUAUACCAGAGAACAUUUCGCAAAUGGGCAGAGCGAAUACUUUGAAAAUUUAAAAGCUCGACCUCAAUUAUAUUUAAUGCGUACGAAUGAAAAUGUUAUUAAAUGGAUUAAAGAACUUCGUGAAGCUGGUAAAGCCAUUUAUUUAUUAACAGGUUCGAAUAUUGAUUUCGCCAACUUUACGGCCAGUUAUGCUUUGGGGCCUGAUUGGCGUGAUUUAUUCGAUUGUAUUUUAUGUUUUGCCAAGAAACCGGGUUUCUUUGGCAUGAAGAGGCCAUUCUUAAGAGUGGCUGAUCUCGCCGAAGUAUCCAAAAGUGAAAUUCCUUUAAACGAUUGCCUGCAAUUAGGCGAAAUAUACUCACAGGGAAAUUUCCAACAAUUACUUAACACUUUCAACAAACUUCUAUUUCGUAAACCCGUCAAUGAAAUACGUUCGCUUUACCUAGGCGACAAUCUAAUUCAAGAUGUCUAUGCUCCCGCCAGCUGUUGCAACAUAGCUACGAUAGCGUUAAGUGAAGAACUACUUUGUCGUGAAAGCAAUUAUGAAUUUAAGCCAAUUGUUCAGUCAGAAUUUUGGGGUCCAUAUUUUUCACUUGACGGUUCACCUACGCUAUGGUAUCGUAUUAUUGAAAAUUGCUCACAAUUGUGUGUACCAAAUUUAGACUCCUUAGCCAAAAUUCCUAUUACUAAAAAAAUACUUUUUAAAGCUGGCACUCGUUUUUUAUCGAAUCUACCAGAUACCUUAACGGUAUAAAGCAACCAAGUCAUUAAAAAAUUAAACAUUGGUUGGCUAGAAUAGGUGUGUAUGUGCAUAUGUACGUGUACAAGCACCAAUAUGUAAAUGUAAUGUAUAGGUGGGUAUAAUUCAUUCACAAGUUGUAAAGGUUUAACGCACAUAUAUGCAAUAUAUUUGGUAUUUUAGUAAAACCACUUUUUUUUUUUAUAUGAUCAUAUUUGAUGUAAUUAUACAGGAUUUUUUGCUUUUGCCCGCAAAAAUUAAACAUACCUAU